This is a messenger RNA of Drosophila innubila, 1937 nucleotides long. RefSeq names its product beta-1,4-mannosyl-glycoprotein 4-beta-N-acetylglucosaminyltransferase. The transcript has a single exon. Gene Ontology annotation, biological process: N-acetylglucosamine metabolic process; protein N-linked glycosylation. Gene Ontology annotation, cellular component: membrane. The record is from RefSeq and is a predicted model, not a curated record. Gene Ontology annotation, molecular function: beta-1,4-mannosylglycoprotein 4-beta-N-acetylglucosaminyltransferase activity. NCBI's taxonomy places the organism in Eukaryota, Metazoa, Arthropoda, Insecta, Diptera, Drosophilidae. Bases 212 to 1693 code for a protein of 493 amino acids.
AAAAAGGCUGUGCUGGCAACACUGACUUUUGGUGUCGAAUUCGAACAGCUGAGAGAGCGCAAUGUUAAUCGAGAGGACAAUGGCAAUCGACAGCUGUGCGUGUGGUGGGCAGCAAAAUGAGUGAAAUGUGGGUGUGUUAAAGAAAAGGCGAAAAAAACCCGUAAUUUUAAAGCAAAAGAAACAUGUGCUGUGUGUAGUCAAUUAACACACAAUGGCCAGGAGUACGGGUCUGAGCCAAUUAGUUGCUAGUGGAAGCGGCCGUCUGGCCAUAACCAAAAAGCUGGUGCUGUGGUCAGUACUCGUAGUGCAAGUGGGCUUCAUUGGCUGCAUUUGGUUGCUGCAAAUGAAUCGGAGUCAGUUGCUGCAGCAGACGAGCAACUCACCGGAUUCAGGCUCGGGGCGUGUGCAUUUCGUGCGGAAUGCAAGAAAUACAAAGGUCAACAAGGAUCAAAGAAGAGGGCUGCAUUGUAUGCAUCGUGAGAAUACCAAUCGAUAUCAACAGGAUUUCUAUCAAAAAAAAAGCGACAAAUUCAAUCGGAGUGCAGAUUAUGCUAUGCCGGCUUAUGUUGAUUUGGAGUUGGCGCCAGCUCUCUGGUGCUAUCGGGAAGGCACUCUUAAUGAGACGUCAGCUCAGCGGAACGACAGGGAUUACCUAAUGGCGCAGCCACAGUGUCUGUGCGAUAGCGGCUGGCAUGGACGCGACUGUGGUCAGCCGGAGAUCAUCUGGCGGGCACUGAUGACGCACAGUCGCGCCAGCAAACGUGCCGGCUACGAGGCUCCACUGAAGCUGCACGAAGCGAGCGGGACGUCGGUGAAGCGACUCUUUUAUAUGUUGAAUCUAGGCGACUGGGAACACAUCAACCUGGAGCUGCUGCAUCUUCAGCUGCGCACACUCAUGGAGGUUGUGGAUUUCUAUCUCAUCUACUACUAUGUCAGAGACAUCAAGGAUAAUCUGACGCGACGUCAACUUGAACGCAAUCUCAACUCCAUGCUGAGCUUCAAUUACGUGCUGUACCAAUGCAAGGGACCUGGUCAUGUUAGCUGCACUGGAGCUGCUGUUUAUGCACAUUUCCGGCACCAAUUGUGGACACUUUGUAGUGUGCAAACACAGGCCACGGAUUUGCUGCUUUAUGGCGACCGGGAGACGCUUUUUUCGCCGGCAGCAUUGAAAUUUCUCAAAUACUAUGCGUCGGAUGUUUUGCCACUUCGUUUCCGGCUGAAGCAUAAUGUAUACGGCUUUUAUUGGCAACAUCCGAAGCGCACACGCCUCAGCGGCGUCAUUAGUUCCUUGGUGCAUCUGCACGCUGCCCAGAUGGAUCCGCAACGGCUGGAGCGCCAGGCGACAUACACACUGGGCGAUCUCAAUCAUUACGGCGGCUGGAGCUGUGAGCUUUGCUUGUCGCCGGAGCAAAUUGUGCUCAUGCUGCAGACAUCGUCAGUGGACAGUCGGAGCAUUCCCGUGCGGUUGCCCAAUCAGACGAGGAGUGCUCGCAUCGAUGCCAACUACGUACAGCAACUGAUGGGGACCGGAGUCCACUUGGAUGGCAGCACACAACUGCUCCGAUUGCGACAGCAGAGUGAGAAGUAUUUUGCGCCGGAUACGGCGACUCUGCACAGUAGUCAAUUUGGGCAAUUGCUCUACAAUAUGUACGAUGUGGAUGUCUUGGACGAUGUGCAGGAGGAUGAAGACUAAGACUAGUACUAAGACUCGGUUAACUAAUAAGCCUAAUCUGCUAAACAUACUCAUGUGGUUAUGUGCCUCUUUAAUCACCUUCUCCCUUAUCAUAAAAAAGUUUCGCUUCAAGCUAAACAUAUCGGAAAACUGCAUCGGUUUUUGAUUAAUUUAAUUCCAAAUUCAGUAACUCAGCAAGCAGACAGACAGGGCGACAGACGACAGACGUCGACGACAACGCCAUCUGUGAUAAUAAACUAAACUA